AUGGAGCCAGUGGUGCAGCUGGUUCUUUCCAUUAAGGUCCGAAAAGUGGAUACGCGGGUUGAGGUCGGGUUGAAGGGAAAAGAGCCACUGGGUGACUUUGCAACUGGUUCUUGCACUUUGCACUUGCGUCUGCCGUCUCACUUGCACCUGCCAUUUUUCUUAGCGGCCAGCCUCCUUUCCUCCUUACUCUUUUCUCUCGUCGCACUUUCUUCCUAUCCCCUCAUAAAACGUCAAACCAAAUCUGCUUUCGCCCAAGCCGUGGAUCUCAAGCCCAGACUUCCCAUUUCCAUCAGCAAUGGGCUGGGCCGCCAGCAUAAGCAGAAGACAGCGGGCUCCAGCAGCCUGACACAGCUGGCUUCAGAGACGGCCAUCUCUAGUCUCCUGGUAGUUCCUCAAAGGCUCACCGACCUUGCCGUUCAGGUCUUCGCACGAUAUCACGCCCCCAGAACGUUCGAAAACAAGUUCCGAUUCCCGCACGCCGUUGCGUCCUCAGUUCCGCCCAGACGUCACUUGACACACGGGCUACAUGCCGGUGGCUUGCUUCUACACCGAACCCCCCAACCUCACUCUGGCAAGGCUGCAAAACCGACAAGUCAUAGUCGGAAGCAGGUAAAGGACGGACAGCGAGUCGAAAGCAAGUGCAAGGUCUCGGCUGUACCUUGCCCUGUUCUCUGGACUGAGUACUCCGUACGGGGUAUCUGUAUCUGUAAAGACAAGGACGGUACGAAGACAAUCAAGCUAGGAAGCUCCAGUGCGGUGUGCGCCGUGCCUGCCUCACGGAAUAUUGGGCCCAAUUAUCCACCCGGGCAUGACAACUGCUGCGAACAUCCGCCAACGACGACCCUUUCCGAUGUGAUAUGUGAUGAAUCCGAGGGGAGACAACAAACUCACCAACCUCACCUUCACCGAUGGCCAUCGCCGGUAUCUGGGCCACGCAUAUGCGCAAGCCGCACAUGCGCCCGAUGGCGCUUCUUCUAUCCCACCCCCAUCCAACCACUCACACCAAGCACCAGCAAGCACACCAAGGACAUCCAUCAUUUAGGCACUUGUGCAAGUAGCCGGCCCUCGUACUCGACCACCCUUCCACAGAAACAUGUGCCAUGCCCGUGUACAUCGGACACUUCAAUGGACACUCUGCUGGGAGCCCGAUCAACAAACAACCUCCGCGAGCACACGCACACACACAGGCUUCUUAUCGUUCCCAAUAGGGCACCGUCAAGCGCGGGUUCCUUCCGGUCCACGCACAGAACCGACCGAUUGUUCGGUGCCGUUUCAAAUUCUGGCCAGACUCAUUCUUCGGCGAGGUUAAACGUUUCUACCUGGGCAAAACCGAAGCAGACUAGAAGAACUCUGCUCUUCCUACUGCCGUCGUGGGAUUGGCCCCCCCGUCAGUUAUCUUUUCCCCGUCGUCCCAAGGCUGGACGCCACAGGCUGCGCGUUGACAUCCAGGACCGACUUUUGGCUAUCAAAUCGGGACCGAGCCCCAUCGAGAAUACAUCGACAUCGUUCUACGACGGACAGCUGGGAACUUCCGUUGUCUGCUCGUCUCCGCUCCUUGGAAGCCUUCGACCAAUCUUCCAAAAGCCUCAGCCAUUGGGCGGUCCCGACAUCACUAAUCAUCAUUCAAUCACAAUCUACCGCCAUCAUUGCACGUUCCCGCUGCCCUGUGCGCCGGAGCACACGCCCACCCGCAGAACGGGACAGGAUGAUCUUCCCACUGGACUCAUGCUGGAGCACUUUGUAGUGCUAGCUGAUGGGCUCCAGAUGCUUGUCUUGCUGUCGUUUCUUUGGACCAUGUCCGAAUCCCCUCAGCUCGCCCGCCUCGCCGAUGCGGCCAGAUGCAAUUUGCAUCGGUCGGCACUGCAGACGCCAGCAGCAUGCGCGAUCUUGACUCGCUGCCGUUCCCAAAUCGAUCUUGCUUCCCGUCUGCACAUCGCUCGGCGCCAAGUACAAUACAUACGCUCACGUUGUCGCCCUUCUGAUUUGUCCGAACCAGCGAUUUUCAGUACCACCGGGCAUGGCAGCGGUCAACGCGGUCCAGCUUCACCGCGCACUUUUGCUCCUCCACCUUUCAAGGGUAAAAAGGGGAUUCACGGGCUGCUGUGGAGGUUUGCCUUGUCAUACCCACACGAUCCAGGCGUUCAUCCGCGACUUAGGUUGGAAUGGCGCCCGCCGACUCCAAACAUUUUCCCCGAAGCUUCAGGUAGCUGUCAGUCCGCCCGAACGGACACAACAUCACCAUCGCGUGGUGAGCGUCUGUUCGCCUCAACGCCUCAUGUUUCAGAAGACCCGAUUGACUUGCUUCAGCCUCCCUUCAUCUAUUUGCACGGAUUAUGGCCCAGAUAUCCGUCCUGCGAUAAUUUUAUUUUUGCUAAAUUUUCCAACAUACGUACGUCCUCGCAUCCUAUCUGUCGAGACUCGAGCGGCAUGUCCGGUCUGUAUUGCAGAAGAGCCCGCAAAGGAUCGCUGAGGGAGAAAGAAACGGGACUCGUUGUUCUCGACGAAAUGCCAGGCUUAUUCGGCCUGCCAGAUCGCUGGGUGGCCCACUCAACCGCAUUUGCAGGGGUCAUAUUCGCAAAAAUGACCAAACUAAGCAAAGAUUACCCGUUGCGAGGGUUCCCAUCCAGAUGGAUCUCCUUUGUCAAGACAAGGGGACGGCUUUCCAUUAAUGAGACGGCAGAGCCCGCCAGCUGGGGUGCUUUCAGGGAUGUCUUGCUACCGUACCACCCCAGUAAUCUUGUUCUUCUCUGGGCCCCACGUUUCGAUUCGACUCGGAACCGGCUCCGUCCCUAUUUCACUACCGAAACGUACCGAACGGGCGACCAUUCUGCGAGAGAAUAA
Messenger RNA from Colletotrichum lupini, 2841 nucleotides. RefSeq lists its product as uncharacterized. The transcript has 14 exons. The record is from RefSeq and is a predicted model, not a curated record. Lineage: Eukaryota; Fungi; Ascomycota; Sordariomycetes; Glomerellales; Glomerellaceae. The coding region runs from base 1 to 2841 and encodes 946 amino acids.